This is a messenger RNA of Chrysochloris asiatica (Cape golden mole), 4017 nucleotides long. It is a transcript of the gene KIF7, whose product is annotated as kinesin family member 7. Bases 1 to 4017 code for a protein of 1338 amino acids. The transcript has 18 exons. Gene Ontology annotation, molecular function: microtubule binding; microtubule motor activity; ATP binding. The record is from RefSeq and is a predicted model, not a curated record. NCBI's taxonomy places the organism in Eukaryota, Metazoa, Chordata, Mammalia, Afrosoricida, Chrysochloridae. Gene Ontology annotation, biological process: mitotic spindle organization; microtubule-based movement.
AUGGGGCUGGAGGCCCAGAAACUGCCAGGGGCAGAGGAGGCCCCAGUCAGAGUGGCCCUCCGAGUCCGUCCGCUGCUGCCCAAGGAGCUGCUGCAUGGUCACCAGAGCUGCCUGCAGGUGGAGCCAGGGGCUGGCCGCGUCACUCUGGGCCGUGACCGCCAUUUUGGUUUCCAUGUGGUGCUGGCUGAGGAUGCUGGGCAAGAGGCCGUGUACCAAGCCUGCGUGCAGCCCCUCAUGGAGGCUUUCUUUGAGGGCUUCAAUGCCACUGUCUUUGCCUAUGGUCAGACAGGCUCCGGGAAGACAUACACCAUGGGGGAGGCCAGUGUGGCCUCCCUCCAUGAGGAUGAGCAGGGCAUCAUUCCGCGGGCCCUGGCUGAGGCCUUCAAGCUUAUCGAUGAGAACGACCUGCUUGACUGUUUGCUGCAUGUGUCCUACCUUGAAGUGUACAAGGAGGAGUUCCGAGACCUGCUUGAGGUGGGCACUGCCAGCCGUGACAUCCAGCUGCGGGAAGAUGACCAGGGGAAUGUUGUGCUGUGUGGGGUGAAAGAGGUGGACGUGGAGGGCCUGGACGAGGUGCUGAGCCUCCUAGAAGUGGGCAACGCAGCCCGGCACACAGGGGCCACACACCUCAACAGACUAUCCAGCCGCUCGCACACGGUCUUCACGGUGACCCUGGAGCAGCGAGGGCGUGCUCCCACCCGCCUGCCUCGGUCGGCCGCCAGCCAGCUGCUGGUCUCCAAGUUCCACUUUGUGGACCUGGCGGGCUCCGAGAGGGUGCUCAAGACGGGCAGCACCGGCGAGCGGCUCAAGGAGAGCAUCCAAAUCAACAGCAGCCUCCUGGCGCUGGGCAACGUCAUCAGUGCCCUGGGCGACUCGCAGCGUCGCAGCGGUCACAUCCCCUAUCGUGACUCCAAGAUCACCCGGAUCCUCAAAGACUCCCUUGGGGGGAAUGCCAAGACUGUGAUGAUUGCCUGCGUCAGCCCCUCCUCCUCGGACUUUGAUGAGACGCUCAACACGCUCAACUAUGCCAGCCGAGCCCAGAACAUCCGCAACUGCGCUACCAUCAACUGGCGGCCAGAGGCCGAGCGGGUGCCGGAGGAGGUGGCAGCCGGGACACGGGGUCCACCGCGGCACCGCUCGGAGACGCGCAUCAUCCACCGCGGCCGGCGCGCCCCGGGCACAGCUGUUGCCCACAUCACUGCGGCUCCCUUGGACGCUGAGUGCGCGCGCUGUCGGGCCCGCGCCGAUGCUGCCUGCAGCCUUUUGCGGGAGCUGCAGUCCGAGCCCGGGCUGCCUGGGGCGGCCGCGCGCAAGGUGCGCGACUGGCUGUGCGCAGUGGAGGGUCAGCGCAGUGCUCUGAGCUCCGCCUCCGGGCCGGACAGUGGCAUCGACAGCACCUCUGCCGCGGAGGACCAGGCAACGCAGGGGCCACGAGGGGGAAAGGAAGAUGCCGAGGCAAAGCAGCUGCUACUGCUGCAGAGCCAGGUGGUCCGGCUGGAGGAGGAGAACCAAGACUUUCUGGCAGCUCUGGAGGAUGCCAUGGAGCAGUACAAGCUGCAGAGCGACCGUCUGCGGGAGCAGCAGGAGGAGAUGACGGAGUUGCGGCUACGGCUGGAGCUGGUCCGGCCUGGCUGGGGGGCCCCCGGGCUCCUGCAGGACCUUCCUCCCAGGUCUUUAGUGCUCCGGCCUCAUACAGCCCCCCUGGAGGGGGCUCACAGCCGUGUGCUGGGCAUGGUGCCCCCCGCCUGCCUCCCUGGCGAUGAAGUCGGUUGUGAGCACUGGGGAGAGCUGACAGGUGACAGUGGAGCUGGGACCGAGUUGCUGGUGGACAGGCUGGGAAGCGGCUCUUCAGCUACAUCAGACGAGGAGGAGGAGUCACCCAGGCGGACCCUGAGCCUGCGCAGAAAUGGGAUUGGCAGCUGGAACCGGAAGGUGGGGGCCCACCCAGGGAGUCCCCCUGACAGGAAGGGCCCAGACCCUUGCCUUGAAGAGCUGGGUGCAGCCAUUCCAGGACCCAAAGUGGUUGGUGGGAAGAAAGUCCCGGCUCGGCACCGCCAGGCCUCCGCUGCCACAGCCUCCGAGUGGCGCCUGGCCCAGGCCCAGCAGAAGAUCCGGGAGCUAGCCAUCAACAUCCGCGUGAAGGAGGAGCUCAUCGGAGAGCUGGUGCGCACAGGGAAGGCGGCCCAAGCCCUGAAUCGCCAGCACAGCCAGCGCAUCCGUGAGCUGGAGCAGGAGGCAGAGCGGGUGCGGGCAGAGCUGAAUGAAGGCCAGCGGCAGCUGCGGGAACUCGAGGGCAGGGAGCCCCAGGAUGCUGGCGAGCGGUCCCGACUCCAGGAGUUCCGCAAGAGGGUGGCUGUGGCCCAAAGCCAGGUGCAGGUGCUGAAGGAGAAAAAGCAGGUGACGGAGCGGCUGGUGUCGCUGUCGGCCCAGAGCGAGAGGCGGCUGCAGGAGCUCGAGAGGAAUGUGCAGCUCAUGCGGCAGCAGCAGGGCCAGCUGCAGAGGCGGCUGCGCCAGGAGACGGAGCAGAAGCGACGCCUGGAGACAGAGAUGACCAAGCGGCAGCACCGUGUCAAGGAGCUGGAGCGGAAGCACGAACAACAGCAAAAGAUCCUGAAGAUCAAGACAGAGGAGAUCGCAGCGUUCCAGAGGAAGCGGCGCAGCGGCAGCAACGGCUCUGUGGUCAGCCUGGAGCAACAGCAGAAGAUCGAGGAGCAGAAGAAAUGGCUGGAUCUGGAGAUGGAGAAGGUCCUGCAGCAGCGCCGGGCGCUGGAGGAGCUGGGGGAGGAGCUGCACAAGCGCGAGGCCAUCCUGGCCAAGAAGGAGGCCCUGAUGCAGGAGAAGACGGGACUUGAGAGCAAGCGCCUGCGGUCCAGCCAGGCUCUCAAUGAGGACAUCGUGCGCGUGUCCAGCCGGCUGGAGCACCUGGAGAAGGAACUCUCGGAGAAGAGUGGGCAGUUGCGGCAGGGCAGUGCCCACAGCCAGCAGCAGAUCCGUGGAGAGAUUGACAACCUGCGCCAGGAGAAGGACCUGUUGCUGAAGCAGCGCCUGGAGAUCGAUAGCAAGCUGAGGCAGGGCAGCCUGCUAUCGCCUGAGGAGGAGCGGACACUGUUCCAGCUGGAUGAGGCCAUUGAGGCCCUGGAUGCUGCUAUUGAAUAUAAGAAUGAGGCCAUCACGUGCCGUCAGCGGGUGCUGCGGGCCUCAGCCUCCUUGCUGUCCCAGUGUGAGAUGAACCUCAUGGCCAAGCUCAGCUACCUCUCGUCCUCGGAGACCAGAGCGCUGCUCUGCAAGUACUUUGACAAGGUGGUGACGCUCCGGGAAGAACAGCACCAGCAGCAGAUCGCCUUCUCGGAGCUGGAGAUGCAGCUGGAGGAGCAGCAGCGGCUGGUCUACUGGCUGGAGGUGGCCCUGGAGCGGCAGCGCCUGGAGAUGGACCGCCAGCUGACCAUGCAGCAGAAGGAGCACCAGCAAAACUUGCAGCUGCUUCUGCAACAGAGCCGAGACCACCUUGGUGAGGGCUUAGCAGACAGCAAGAGGCAGUAUGAGGCCAGGAUCCAAGCGCUGGAGAAAGAACUGGGCCGCCACUUGUGGCUGAACCAGGAGCUGAAGCAGAAGCUUAGUGUUUUGCACGCUGCUGCAGGCCAGAGCAGGGGUGGGGAGAAGAGCACCCUCUGUCUGGAAAACCGACAACUCCCUGGAAACGAAGAGGAGCCUCAGCUUGCCCCUGAGCUCCCCUGGCCACCCCUGCUCACUGAAGGUGUCCCCCGAGUCCGCGAGGAGGUGCGGGGCUUGGUGCGAGGUCCGCUGCCGCUGACGUGGAAACGCUCGAGCCUGUGCAGUGAAGAGCAGGGUGUCCCCGAGGAGCCAAGGCAGCGAGAGGCUGCUGAGACCCUGGUGGGGUGGGGGCUGCCUGGGGCUGACGGGGGUCUCCCCUGGACCUUGGGGCCCCUGUCCAAGCCCCGGAGGGAACUGCGAAGGGCCAGCCCAGGGAUGAUCGACGUUAGGAAAAAUCCUCUGUAG